This is a messenger RNA of Pisolithus orientalis, 2165 nucleotides long. RefSeq names its product P-loop containing nucleoside triphosphate hydrolase protein. Gene Ontology annotation, molecular function: ATP binding; ATP hydrolysis activity; ATPase-coupled lipid transmembrane transporter activity. NCBI's taxonomy places the organism in Eukaryota, Fungi, Basidiomycota, Agaricomycetes, Boletales, Pisolithaceae. The transcript has 11 exons. Gene Ontology annotation, biological process: transmembrane transport. Bases 308 to 2011 code for a protein of 567 amino acids. The record is from RefSeq and is a predicted model, not a curated record.
UUGUACGCAAUUAGUCCUUCGAUGCUUCUAUUCCUGAUCUUGGCAACGCUGUGGUGUGCUGUGGAAGAUACGCUCUCGCUUUAUUUCUCCAGCAGGUGGUUUUCCUACGUAAGGCUUUCUACUUCUUUUGAGCCAUGUGGUCAGAUAAGAUGCCGGCUGACGAUGGUAGAUCGAGCAUCGGAUAUCCCAGAGUCCAGAAGAUCAGUCUGGAAACGAUCUGUUGUGGGCUGCUGUAGCAAGGAUACUGUGUUCUUUGUUGACGAGCAUCAUAAAUUGGACAUCUGCAAAGACAACGGAAAUAUAUAGGAUGCGAGUUAAGCAUAGUAUGGAAGAGCGUCUGUUUGAAGCCAAGCUAUCUUGUAAUUUGUCUACACCAUCACAGACUUCUUCUGCUUUUGAAUCAUCGCGUGACCCUGUUGCGGUAUUCGACUGCCUCGAGCUUUCCCUCAGACUCGCACAAAGUAUCCUCUCCACCCUUCUCCAACUUCGCCUCAUUGUCCAUGUUGUUAACACUGGUUUUCAACAUGCUGGUGUCACAUUCGUUCUUCUCAGCUUGGCUCCCGUGUUUGCCGAUAGCAUGUUAAUAAAUAGACAGUUGUGGGGGAAAAAGUAUGUAGUACAACCAGUCAACGAGUCGUAUCUCCGUAAAUCGGCACUCCUUAAGCUUGCGGACGAACGCCUCAAGUCUGAAGUGAUCGCAGCCGGCAUCGAAGACUAUUUAAUUCGAGAAUAUCGCAAGACCCAAGAGAACUUACGCGACAUACCCGAUACGAUGCCUGAAAUGUUGUAUCGAUCGCAGAAUCCUCUAUUUUCGCAAGUGCUUUCUGAAUUGUGUCCGCAAGCUGUCAUGUUAUAUGCUGCGUUCAUUGCGCUGUUCACUCCGUCGAAAAUCUCCCUUGCACAGUUGGCGGUGGUCGAACGAACGAACAUUUCUCUGAGACGAACGUUCACAGAGCUAAUGAUGUGGACUAAUCCUUUACUCGAAACAGUAGCAUCUGUGGAACGGUUCUACGGGGGGUUAGUCAAUAAACCUCAAAUGGUGGACGGAGAAACACCAUACCCACGACCGGGGCACGAUAAUCAGAAAGGAACCGCUGUGGAAUUCAGAAAUGUCUCCUUCAAUUAUCCUGCUGCGAAGACAGAUCGCUCUGCUCUAUCCUCUGUUUCGUUUACGAUCCAACCUGGUCAACUCGUAAUCAUCGUUGGUAGUAAUGGGAGCGGUAAAACGACGAUCCUUAAACUCCUAAGUCGUUUCUACGACGUGAACUCGGGUACGAUUCUCAUCGACGGUGUACCCAUCCAAGAAUAUCGUAUACAAGACUUGCGAAGAAGAUUUGCAAUGCUUACACAGGAACACGACUUGUUUCCGUUAUCUAUUCGAGAGAACAUUGUAUUGGGUGCGCCUGAUGGUGCAGAUCCUGGCAUGGACAAGCCCGAGGUUAUCGCGGAGAUUGUCCAGGAAUCACUGCGACUUUCGGGCGCGGAGAAGACCGUAAAUAAAUUCUCGGAGGGUCUAAACACGACUUUGGAUCCUCGGUCAGAUGGGCACAUUAGUUUUAACGGAAGGGGAGAUGCAGAGUUGGAGAAGAUGCAUGAAUCAUUCACACAAUCAACCAGUGUGUCGGGAGGAGAACGUCAACGACUCGUCGCUGCACGAACGUUCAUGCGACUUCUUUCUACUCCUGUCAAGCUUGUCACGGUCGACGAACCGAGCUCAGCGUUGGAUCCCGCAGGAGAAUUCCAAUUGUUCGCACAUCUUCGCGGUGCGAGGGAAGGCAGGACGAUGUUGUUCGUGACGCACCGGUUUGGGCAUCUAACAAAGCACGCCGAUUUGAUCAUAUGUGUCAAGGAUGGCCAGGUCGUCGAAACGGGGACACAUGUGGAGCUGGUAGCACUGGGAGGGGAGUACGCACAUCUCUAUAAUGUGCAGGCUCAAGCGUUUUCCACCGAGACUUCGUCCCAACGGGAGGAAAUGAGAGACGUUGGAACUACUGUAGGAAUUCCCGGCUAGGGGAGCUCGAGGGAUGCUUGGGUUUGGAGUGUCCUUUCUGGUGCUAACGCCUUUACCGGGUUGACUUGUUAUGUCUACUACACACAUUACACUGUGGCAAUACUGUCAAACGUACAUACGCUGAAUGGUAUGCAUUAGUCGGAGAGGGGCCCUG